AUGCCACUCUUGAACCUUCCGAUGCUGCCCCCGCCGACACCGUCGCUGCCGGGCCGCCCAGGUCGACCGACAGCGCCCCUACGGAGUAUUCCGGCCCUACCAAUGCAAGGGCCGAGUGAUGCCGACCAAGAGGCGGAUCACGAGAAUGCAAGUCUCGAGGAAGAGGAAGAAGAGGAGGAAGGAGAAGAGAACGCUGGCGCGGAGGGCCAGGACGGUGACUCGGGCGAGAGCGGAGAUGAGGACGACCAUGAAUACUCUUCGCCCCGACAGCCAUCGGCCACGGGGGGUACGCCGCGCCUCGGAGCUCUGCCUCACGUUGACACCUCCGGGUUCAGCGUCUCGUUCGGAGACGCCACGAGUGUGUCCACCCAACGCACACCCCAUGCUCAAGCCGGCUCCUCUCUCGACUACUUCACGUCCAAGUCCCCCGAGCGGGCAUUCUCGCCCAUGCGCACGCCCCGCCCGGUGGACUUCACCCCCCAUGGCCAGGACGUGCCGCAACUGAGGACCGUUCCAAUGCCCUCCACCCCCGGUUCGCCACGACCGGGACUGUACCAUCUUGGUUCCCGGAGUAUGGUCGAUCUUCUUUCCACGCGUAAGGAGAAGGACAAAAUUAUCUCCCCGAAGCUCGGCCACGCGCUAUCCCGUAAGAGGCCGCAAGCCUUCGCAGCAGCCGUGGAAGGGCAGCCUGCCCCCGUCGAAGAAGAGCCGCCUGCGCCCGAGCCCGAGUCCCCCGAUGAUGUCAUCAACUCUCCUAUGCUGCGCCGGCGGAGGUCCCUUCCCGUUUACGAACCGUCCUCGGACCCACCACCGUACCCGGACUUACAGUUCCAGCGAAAGAACCUGCCCCCGAAGAUCGUGCCUCGCGACGAAGAGGGCCGCGAGCAGCUGCCACCAUACUCAAACGCAAUCCACCUCGUGGGGGUCAUGCCUCGCAAGAUGGAAUUCACGCAACCGGGCGUCCAAGCCAAGGACCGCAAGUGGCGCCGCGUCUACUGCGUGCUCGAGGGCACGAUGUUCUGCGUGUACAAGGCGCCCCCGGCGGAGUCGGCGGUGAGCGCGAUUGAGCAGUGGUGGGAGAGCAAGGUCGGCGUGGGCGAUAUCACGAGCGUGGACGUGACCGCGAUGACAGCCUCGGGCAUCCGCGUCAACGCCGUGCGGGAGCGCCCGCGGGACGACCUGGGCUCGGAGCGCCCGCAGAAGAUCAGCGAGGAGCGGGAGGACGGGCAAGGGUCCGCGCCCAACGGACUCGGGGAGGCGGGCUCGUCACGGCCUCCGUCCCCCCAAUUGCCGGCGUCGAGGUCCCGGUUACAUCUUGGGUCGCGGCUGCUGCUUCACCGACAGCGCUCUAAGAGCGUUAGUCGGCUUGGGUCGAACAGCAGCAACUCGAGCUCGCGGGUGAGCAUCGACCGGCCGUCGGCAUCGCAGUCACACUCGUAUAUGCGCCGCUCGAUGGACACACUGGGCUCGUCGCGGAUGUCGAAUGUGUCGUCGGCCGCGUCCCACUCUACGACGUCAACCGGCCUCACUAUUCCGUCCCCCACCUCGUCGAUGCUGAACGCCUCUCCGACCUCCUCCAGCGACAGCGCGUCGCGCUUCUCACGGAGUCGGCAUAUGCUCCAUACGCAUUCCAGUGGCGACGGCAAAGACAAGGAGAAGGAGAAAGAGACGGUGUACGUUCCCGACCCGAAGGACCUUCUCCGCAAGUACUCGAUGCAGCACGCGGAGAGCGGACUCGCUAGCGACUACGUUAAGCGGAAGAACGUGAUCCGCGUGCGCAUGGAGGGCGAGCAAUUUCUGCUGCAGGCGAAGGACGUCGCGGCGGUCAUUGACUGGAUCGAGAGCAUACAAAUGGGCACUAAUGUCGCACUCGAUCUGGAUGAGCGGCCGAUGCCGCGUGGUCCCAUCUUCCCGAGACGAAGGCGCAGGCGUACCCGUCGUGUCGAUCCUUCUGCGGCUGGUUCCUAG
Messenger RNA from Trametes versicolor FP-101664 SS1, 1968 nucleotides. RefSeq lists its product as uncharacterized. The record is from RefSeq and is a predicted model, not a curated record. The transcript is spliced from 3 exons. Bases 1 to 1968 code for a protein of 655 amino acids. Lineage: Eukaryota; Fungi; Basidiomycota; Agaricomycetes; Polyporales; Polyporaceae.